AUGGAAUUCAACAGUGGUGCUGGGACACCGUGUUGCUGGUGGUUCUGCGGUGACUCGAUCAAGCCGGCGGCCACCGGCCACCUGCGCUGGUUGCUUGAGGCUCGGCACCGCUUCUUGUGUGACCCUGGGGAGGUGCUGGUUGCAGCUUGGCUGUUGCAUGUGUUGCUGCUCUUUGUGCAGCCUGUCGACGAGCAGAAGACCAGCAUCGCAGUGAACCUGGGCAUGGGUUCUUUCAGCGAGGGCGCCGCCGUCGACAUGCCACGCGCCCGUGAUGUUUUCCUGCUGCUGGAGGAGAGCGAGGGCGAUGUUGAAGCCUUGAGGAUCUCAGGGUCGCACUUCCAGCUGAAGCAGAUGCACUCAGUGCCCUCCGUCUCCGAGCCCAGAGGUCCUGGGCUCUGGGCCUGGAGAGACAGUCCCUUGACUCAGCUUGUGGACGUGAGAGAUUCCCAAGUUGUUGACUUCAGCAGCAAGUCCGACUGCCGCUGCACCAAGACCCAAGCUUUAUGCCCCUUGGGUCAAGGCCUGGAGAUCUGGGAUGAGGCAGCACAGGAGCUCCUUCAGAGUUGUGUGGCACGCAAAGCCUGGUCCGGCUGCGAGGUCGCCACCGUUUUCAUCGGCCAGCUGUUUCAUCUGCUUUGUGGGCGCGGGGACAUGCGAUUUGCCAAAGGAGCACAUCGAGUGGUGACUCGCGCCGGAGACCUGAAGAAGCAGCGCCUCACGGCCGUCUUCUUCUUUCAGCCGCAGUUGGACACGUUGCUGAUUCCCUUCGUGGCUCCAGCAAAAGGGAGCCAAGAAGAGCUGAUUUCGUUCAGAGAGCGGCGCUUGCGCAGCUACCGGCGGUUCGCACGGGCAGCGCCACCGUGGAAGAAAGAAGAAGAGCAAACGAAAGCAAAGGUCGUGCUUGGCAUACUUCUGUGCAGCUCGGCUGCCGACCCAAGGCGACUCUCGGACUCCACGGAGUGCAAUGCCCCGUGCCAGCCCGGCCAGUUCAAGGCCCUACCUCUGGUGGCACUGUGCGGAGGAGGCGGCUGCACAGUGGAGGAUGACAUUCUCAAAGGGAAGUCCCAACUCUUCAUGCAGAUUCCAGUCAAUAGCAGCGGCAUCCGUGUGGAGAUGACCACACGCCAGACGGAUCAGGAUCUGCAAUUAGUUGAUCCUGCCGCUGGCAUUUGCGUCGCUGGAGCUGUUGGAGAUACGUGUCCUGACGGCGGCCGGCCUGCAAACGCAGGCACCGGCUGCGCAGAUGAGAACGAUUACUGCGUCACUUACGAGGGGAUGAACUGGUACUUCAGUGGGGAUAAGCAGCUCGCGCCUGUCUUCGAGAAGCUCUCUCUACAAGGCAGGGUGACGCAGCUUCUCGACAUUUGGGUGGAGGCGCCCAGCGGAGGGGAGCUGCAGGUUCAAGUGCGGAAUGAUCCCAUCUCGCCAUGUCCUACUCAACUUCCUGGCUGCAUACCCUGUGAACAAUAUGAUCGUUGCGGCCCCUUUGACAAAAAGAUUUGUGAUGGCAGUGCAGUCGUCGUUUGCGAAGCCACGACGCAGACCACCACCACAAGUACGCAAACGUCGGUUACUGUCACAAGCUCCACCUCUUCCUCCAGAACAUCGUCAACGACCCUGUCACACACAGUGACGACGAAAACAGCAACCACAACAUCAACUUCCGCAACUGGUACCUCCACUGCAAGCAGCACCAGCUCAACCACCAGCUACACCGACACGACGACGCUUACCGCAACCUCCACGAGCACCACGACCUCAAGAAGUACGUCAGGAUCAUCAACAAGUACCUCGGCCACACUAACCAGCACCAGCAGGACGUUCAGCACCACGACCAGCAGCUCCAGUGCGGAGACGGAAACGCGAACUUCAAGUACUUCUUCAAGUAAGACACUUACCAUCUCCUCGACCACCAGCCAAACGAACACGAACACCCACACCGUCACGACAAGCUCCACUAGCAGAACUGCAACAUCAUCAAGCUCCCUGACAACUACCAUUACUUUCUCCACGACCACGACUCGGACUACGACUGCAACCUUGACCUCGGAAACCUCAACUUCGCAGACCUCCACGUGGACCGUGUCGAGGACCACCACUUCGUCCUCAUCAACCUCCAGCUCGACGACCUCCACGUCGGUGACCUCCACGUCGAUGACGUGGACAUCGACAACCUCCGAGUCCUCCACCGCAACCGUGACUGGAAGCUCCACGAGCACCACCGUCAGCGCAUCCACGACCAUGUCGAGUACGCUGACACUGUCCAGCACCUGGACGACAACAAGCACUACGAGCUCCCUGAGCGUCACCAGCCAAACGGAGACAACAACUGCAACAAACACCCUGACCACCUCGAGCACCCUUACACGAAGCACGGUGACGACGACAAGCAUCACUUCGACAACUCUCUCUGUCACGACCACCAUCUCAAGCACCACGCUGACAAGCACAACGUCCUCCAGCACUGAGACGUGUGGCUGCUGUGCAUCUUGCAGCAUUGGCAUCAAUUACGUCCCACCGGGGCUGGCAACGACCGAUGAAGGCGACAGUGCAGUCGCACUAUCCGUGGUUGUGCCGGUCAUCCUGGUCCUGCUCAUUUUGAUGGUCCUCCUAGUGGGCUGGGUGUGCAAGCGCUGCAAAGCCCAGGAGAUGGAGCCGACUGAGUUUUUCUCGUUUCCUGCGAUGGAUGCCUCUGUUGAUGCCAAUGACAAGCGGCAUGUCAAAGUCGGACCAGACCACGAUCCUGCAGAUUCUGAAGACCCACAAGAGCUCCUGGAGCUCAGAAAGCGGAAUCAGAGCCUGCUGGCGGAGCUUUCAAGCCUCCGGGUCGAGCUUGCCGCUGCCAAGAAAGCAUCAGCCGAACCGGCUGCAGCGCUGGAGAGUCACCGUGCCAAGCAGGAGGUGAUGAUAGCUUCUUGGAGACAUCAACAUGUCCAACUUCAAGGCCAAGUCCACCAUUUGCAAUCGCUCCUCCAGUACAUGAUCCAUCAUGCCACGGAGCUUGCUCGCAUCGUGCAAGGGGACUGUGCCCAGCAGGGGAAGCUUCACCACCAGGUGGCUGCAGUGAUGCAGAGGAUCCGUGGGCUUCAGGACGAGCUUGCCUCGCCAGCGCACCAGCAAGCUAUGCAAACUGUUUCUGCAGAGACUCCACCCAGCCGCUCCCGUCUCGGCACCGUCGAACCGACUCCAUCCACCCCGCGCAGCCUGGCGCAGGAGCCGGUCGCCGUGGUGCUCCAAGAACCGAUAUCAAUGUCGGGGUCAUCUGCGGUCUUUCCAGAGAACGUGUCGAAGGCUCCUGAUCCGCCACCGCCACCACCGCCUCCUGCAGCGGUGGAGGAGACUCCGUUCACUUCGGCGCAGCUGCAGGCCUUCCGACAGCGGGCUGCAGCCCGCCAGGCUCUUGCAGCGUCGACGGCUUCCGCGACCCGCCUUGCUGCUGCGGCAGCACAGGCUCAGGACCAUGGCGCGCCUUUUUUGCCGCUGCUCCCAAGUCACGUGCAAAGCCCGCCGAGGAGUGGUGUAGAAGGAGCCGACGAUGUGCGAGAGAACGAGCAGGACCUCCGCUCCCUGCGUGACAAGUUGUUGCGACGCCACAACCUGAGCCCGCAGACAUGGAACGACCGAUUCAGGACGCUUGGCCAGUGGACCACGGAGCGAGGGCUCCAGCUGGAAGAAGCUCAGCAAGCGUUGCAGCGUCGGCUCAGACGAGCCAGCUUGGAAUAG
This is a messenger RNA of Symbiodinium sp. CCMP2592, 3723 nucleotides long. The record is from the annotation of a GenBank genome assembly. NCBI's taxonomy places the organism in Eukaryota, Dinophyceae, Suessiales, Symbiodiniaceae.